AUGACUCGCGAUUUCAAACCUGGAGACCUCAUCUUCGCCAAGAUGAAAGGCUAUCCCCAUUGGCCAGCUCGAGUAGAUGAAGUUCCUGAUGGAGCUGUGAAACCACCAACAAACAAACUGCCCAUUUUUUUCUUUGGGACUCAUGAGACUGCUUUUUUAGGCCCAAAGGAUAUAUUCCCUUACUCAGAAAAUAAGGAAAAGUAUGGAAAACCAAAUAAACGAAAAGGCUUUAAUGAAGGCUUAUGGGAGAUUGACAACAAUCCAAAAGUGAAAUUUUCAAGUCAACAGGCAUCAGCUAAACAAUCAAACGCAUCAUCUGAUGUUGAGGCUGAAGAAAAAGAAAUGAGUGUUUCAAAGGAAGAUACUGACCAUGAAGAAAAAGCCAGCAAUGAGGAUGUGACUAAAGCAAUUGACAUAACCACUCCAAAAGCUGCCAGAAGGGGAAGAAAGAGAAAGGCAGAAAAGCAAGUAGAAACUGAGGAGGCAGGAGUAGUGACAACAGCAACAGCAUCUGCUAAUCUAAAAGUGAGUCCUAAAAGAGGACGACCUGCAGCUACAGAAGCCAAGAUUCCAAAACCAAGAGGCAGACCCAAAAUGGUAAAACAGACCUGUCCUUCAGAGAGUGACAUGGUAACUGAAGAAGACAAAAGUAAGAAAAAAGGGCAAGAGGAAAAACAACCUAAAAAGCAGCUUAAAAAGGAUGAAGAGGGCCAGAAGGAAGAAGAUAAGCCAAGAAAAGAGCCAGACAAAAAAGAGGGGAAGAAGGAACUUGAAUCUAAAAGGAAAAAUUUAGCUAAAACAGGGGUUACGUCAACCUCUGAUUCUGAAGAGGAAGGAGAUGAUCAAGAAGGUGAAAAGAAGAGAAAAGGUGGAAGGAACUUUCAGACUGCUCAUAGGAGAAAUAUGCUGAAAGGCCAACAUGAAAAAGAAGCAGCAGAUAGAAAACGCAAGCAAGAGGAACAAAUGGAAACUGAGCAGCAGAAUAAAGAUGAAGGAAAGAAGCCAGAAGUUAAGAAAGUGGAGAAGAAGCGAGAAACAUCAAUGGAUUCUCGACUUCAAAGGAUACAUGCUGAAAUAAAAAAUUCACUCAAAAUUGAUAAUCUUGAUGUGGACAGAUGUAUUGAGGCCUUGGAUGAACUAGCUUCACUUCAGGUCACAAUGCAACAAGCUCAGAAACACACAGAGAUGAUUACAACACUGAAAAAAAUACGACGAUUCAAAGUGAGUCAGAUUAUCAUGGAAAAAUCUACCAUGUUGUAUAACAAGUUUAAGAACAUGUUUUUGGUUGGUGAAGGAGAUUCAGUGAUCACACAGGUGCUGAAUAAAUCUCUUGCCGAACAAAGACAGCAUGAGGAAGCUAAUAAAACCAAAGAUCAAGGAAAGAAAGGGCCAAACAAAAAGCUAGAAAAGGAACAAACAGGUUCAAAGACUCUAAAUGGAGGAUCUGAUGCUCAAGACAGUAAUCAACCACAACACAAUGGAGAUAGCAAUGAAGAAAGCAAAGAUGAGACCAGCAGUAAGAAAAAGCCAUCCAGUGAAGAGAGAGAGACUGAAAUAUCUCUGAAGGAUUCUGCGCUAGAUAACUAG
This is a messenger RNA of Pipistrellus nathusii (Nathusius's pipistrelle), 1587 nucleotides long. NCBI's taxonomy places the organism in Eukaryota, Metazoa, Chordata, Mammalia, Chiroptera, Vespertilionidae. The record is from the annotation of a GenBank genome assembly.